Molecule: messenger RNA, 767 nt
Organism: Syngnathus typhle (broad-nosed pipefish)
Lineage: Eukaryota; Metazoa; Chordata; Actinopteri; Syngnathiformes; Syngnathidae
Product: histone H2B 8-like
Exons: 1
Coding region: 20-391 (123 amino acids)
Cellular component (GO): nucleosome
Molecular function (GO): DNA binding; protein heterodimerization activity; structural constituent of chromatin
Source: RefSeq, a predicted model, not a curated record
ACCUGAAACAAACAGCAAAAUGCCAGCAGAACCAGCAAAGGCCGGUAAGAAGGGCUCCAAGAAAGCCGUUGUCAAAGCUACCAAACCCAAGAAGGGAAGGCGUAAGACGAGGAGGGAGAGCUACUCCAUCUACGUGUACAAGGUACUCAAACAGGUCCACCCCGACACCGGAAUCUCAUCCAAGGCUAUGAGCAUCAUGAACUCCUUCGUCACCGACAUCUUCGAGCGUAUCGCCGGCGAGGCUUCACGUCUGGCGCUCUACAACAAGCGCUCCACCAUCUCCUCCAGGGAGAUCCAGACAGCUGUCCGCCUGCUCCUCCCCGGAGAGCUGGCUAAACACGCUGUGUCUGAGGGAACCAAGGCUGUGACCAAGUACACCAGCUCCAAGUAAAGUGCUUGUAGUCAUCACAAGCUCAUCAAACGGCCCUUUUCAGGGCCACUACAAAUAUCUAAUGGGUGCAAUUUCUUAGAUUAUUUAAUUUCUAUUAUGCAAUCAAGUCAAGGUUGUAAACAUGCUCAGUUAGUGGGAUUUUAUGCUUGAGCUUUUGACUAGAUUUAGUAACUGCAUUUAAAUACUGUAAAGUCGUUAACUCCAGUAUCACUAGAAUUAGCACGAGCUUCCGUAAUAUAGUGGUUGGUACGCAUAUAGCAUACGUCACGGCGCGAUGAUCGGCGCCCUAACGGAAUCUUUCUUAAAUAAAUUACAAUGAGGAAAAAAAUGCAUGUUAUAAAUAAAACUGUUUAAUUUGGGUUUAUUGCCCUGAUAC